AUGGCACUUUCAGAGCUACAGUAUACGUUCGUUCAGCUCUUUUGCGCGGUGUUCGUAUGGGGAAUGUAUACCACCUUGAUGAUGGUGCUCGCCUUGGUCUUGGCCCUCGGUUCCCGCUCUUUGACCAAACCAAGGUUGGCCAUGUUCGGCGUUGGGGUGCUCAUGUACCUGGUCGCCUCCUGUCACACGUCCAUCGUAUUCUCUGGUUUUAUCAGUGGCCCUAAUAACCGCGACAAUGCGAAGCUGCUUCAGUCAACUAUCAUCCUGGCCCAAAUUCAGUUCAUUCUAUACGAUAUCGUCUUAAUAUGGCGCGUGUGGGUGAUAUGGGGUCAUCUAUGGUGGGCGAUUGCCCCGCAGAUCGUCUCCUUAAUAGUCUCGUGCGGACUUACGUUUCAAGUCGCCGCAGCCGUUACCUCCCCUAACGCUCGCGUCUUUCCGGUCGCAUCUGCGGCGCUGACGCUCGCGAAUACGAUUCUGAGUACUCUACUCAUCGUUUGUCGUCUUGAGUACAUGCAAUAUAGGAUCCGCAAGGUCGCCAGCGGUGUAGCUGCUACGAGUUCCGGUCAGCGAUACACGGGCAUAGUGAUGAUGUUUGUGGAGAGUGGUGCGAUUGUAACCGCUGCACAGAUCAUCAGCUUCAUUCUGCAACAAAUCAACUCCCCUGCCCUUCAUGUCGUACUGAAUAUGCUUCCUCAAAUCCUGGGUCUUUUCCCUACCUCGAUUAUUUUGUUAGUUCAUCUCGACAUGGUACCGGGUAGCCGAGAAAGUCAGCGCUACGCUCAGACAUUUACCAGCCAUAGUUUGCGCUGGGCGACCGCUACUGGACGUAGUACCACUUCUGCUCCGAUUACAUGGAACACAGGCAGCGCAACGGCGCAGGGGAGUCGGCUGGAGUUCAAGCAGUUCGCGGGAGAAGAACUGGAGGACCCUCUACCCGACGACGACAAUCUUAGCCGUGGGUAA
Molecule: messenger RNA, 963 nt
Organism: Punctularia strigosozonata HHB-11173 SS5
Lineage: Eukaryota; Fungi; Basidiomycota; Agaricomycetes; Corticiales; Punctulariaceae
Exons: 9
Coding region: 1-963 (320 amino acids)
Source: RefSeq, a predicted model, not a curated record